CGAAGUUGUUCAUUAGUUCCUUUUUUUAUAAUCAUACCUCAGUGAAUUUUUCAUUGAGAAAUAUCAAUUUUUCAAUGACGUUUAUAUAAUCAUUACGUUUCUAUUUUAAAAUUAACAGUUAUAGCUAAAUUAUGGAAGAAGGAAAUCCCUCUUGUACUUGUGAUGAUCAUGUGAAAUUAGGAGCUGGUGAUAAUGAAAUAAAUGCAGAACCAAGUACCGUAGAUGAAACAGAUGUGUUGAUUCCAUCGGACAACUUGAACGAUAUUGUUCUGGAUGAUAUUGAUGAGGAAGGGGAAUCUGAAGAGAACACGAUAUCUCAACAGGACAGUACAAGUGAAGAAUGUGAAAGUGAAGAGGAGAGCAAUGAAGAAAUCGAAUAUGAUGCUGACCAUGGGGACGAAGAAAAUUCAAUAUUGGAUGAAAGCAUAGUAUUAUCGGAGAGCAAAAAUAUAAUAAAACUCAAUCAGUCAAAUCAAAAUAAAACGAAUGUAGCAAAAAUUGAAGACAUUAAUCGAAUGACUGUUCCCGAACGACCGAAAGAAUAUAUAUUCCUCCUUGGACCUGAUUCCUUCAUAAAAUCAGCUCAGGAGCCAUGGCCCAAUGAUGUGAAACUUUAUCAACCUUAUGAAGUGGAACAAAUAUUAUUACCAGAUAAUGCAAACUGCCUUGCAGUUCAAGCAUUUUUAAGAAUGUGUCAACUGAAUUAUACCGUUGAUUCAAGAGCAAAUGCUGAAGCAAUGUCUCCAACAGGAAAAGUUCCCUUUAUUAAAUGUGGAGCAUUUGUGGUAUCUGAACUUGAAGGAAUAGUACAGUUUGUCAAUAAUAGAGGCAUAACUCUAACUGAAAAGUUAGAUAAUGAGGAGAAAUCUGAUAUGAGAGCCUACAUGUGCCUUAUCCAUAAUGUUUUAGAAAAAGCUGAGCUAUAUAUCUGUUGGAUGGAUAACGAAACAUAUAAUGAUGUUACUAGUAUUAGGCAUGGAUCAGUUUAUCCCUGGCCUCUCAAUCAUAUCCAGAACUGGACAAAACGAAGAGCUGUUAUAAAAAAUCUGAAAGUCUGGAAUUGGUAUGAUAAGAAACUCGAAGAAGUUUUUCAAGAAGUUGAAAAUGCUUGUCAGGCAUUGUCAGAUCGUUUGGACAACAAGGAAUAUUUUUUUGGAAAUCGAACUGAAUUAGAUGCACUUGUCUUUGGACAUGUAUACAGUAUGUAUACCUCCAGUUUUCACUCAAAAGAAUUUCAGAAUAUUCUCAAGAAAUUUCAACCUCUCUUGAGACAUUGUAAGAGGAUAUGCAAUUUGCUGGAUCUACUGCCAUUUGAAUUAUGUGAUCAUUAAAGUAGACUGAAAUUCGUUUCGAUUUCAUGAAUUAUAUUAAAAUUAUUAAAGAAAUACUUGUUCUUAAUUUUUAAAUAAGUAUUUAAUAAUUUUUCAUUUAAUAUGAUCAAUGAGUUCACCACAUUUUAAACAAAAAUAUGAAGUAUCUUAAUAUUCAAUUUGGCUAUUCAAAAUUAUGGAAAUUUCGAGUAUGGCAAUUUCAGCAGGUGCAAGAUUGCAUUUUUUUUAUGCAGUGAGGAGAUAUGACAGGAUCUCUCUUACAGACAGGUUCAUAAUCAAAGUUAAAGUCCCUUUAAUUUUAAAGCUUCUUUUAACACUUCUAAAAAUUACACUAAUGGAAGUUUCAAGCAACUUACAUUUGAUUAUGGAACUGUACAUAAGUAAAACUUUCAUUUAAAUCUUACCUCAUAGAGAGAAUGUCCAUCAAAAAUUCUGCAAGUGUAUAUAUUUUUCAUUGUAAUCGAAGUGUUCGAACAAAAUUACAACAGAUUAGCAAGAA
This is a messenger RNA of Coccinella septempunctata (seven-spotted ladybird), 1830 nucleotides long. RefSeq names its product metaxin-2-like. Gene Ontology annotation, cellular component: SAM complex. The transcript has 7 exons. Gene Ontology annotation, molecular function: pyrroline-5-carboxylate reductase activity. Gene Ontology annotation, biological process: L-proline biosynthetic process; mitochondrion organization. The record is from RefSeq and is a predicted model, not a curated record. Lineage: Eukaryota; Metazoa; Arthropoda; Insecta; Coleoptera; Coccinellidae. The coding region runs from base 132 to 1331 and encodes 399 amino acids.